AUGGACAGUCUUUAUUUGUAUUUCCCAGUUCUCUUCUUUGUUCUUUAUAUCAUCAGCUAUCAUUUUCUUCACAAGCUACAAAAUCUUCCCCCUAGCCCAUUUCCAGUACUACCUUUUAUUGGCCAUCUCUACUUAUUGGGUAAACCUUUCCAUAGAGCUUUAUUCAAAGUCUCGAAUCGUUAUGGUUCAGUAGUGUUUCUUCAAUUUGGCUCUCGUCCUGUCCUCCUCGUUUCAUCACCUUCAGCAGCGGAAGAAUGUUUUACUAAAAAUGAUAUCAUCUUUGCCAAUCGUCCUGAUUUUCUUAGUGGUAAGCAUUUCGGGUACAAUUUUACUAGCCUUGCCUGGUCUUCCUAUGGAGAGCACUGGAGAAAUCUUCGAAGAAUUUCCUCCAUUGAAGUUUUAUCUUCCUAUAGAAUCCAGACACUAUCUAGCAUCCGUUCUGAUGAAAUAAACUACCUGAUUCGUAGACUCUUUAGAGUCUCCAUAGAGGGUUCGGAAAAAAUUGUGGAGAUUAAAUCAUCGCUUUUUAACUUCACAUUCAAUGUGCUAUCGAGAAUGAUUGCAGGGAAAAGGUACUAUGGAGAGAAAGUAGAGAACUCAAAAGAAGCUAAGCUAUUCCAGGAUAUAUCAAAGGCUACAAUAACAACAAUUCCAAAGGCUAAUAUUUUGGAUUUCUUGCCAUUUAUGAGGUGGUUUGGUUUGCAUGAUGUUGAGGAGAAGAUGAUGGAACUACAGAAGAAGAGAGAUAACUUUAUGCAAAAGGAAAUAGACGAGCAUCGUCGAUUAAAGACCAAUGGUUCUUUUCCUUCAGCAGAGGUUGUGGCAGGGAAGAAAAAAAUUAUCAUGGAAGUUUUGUUAGAUUUACAGAAAACAGACCCCGAAUACUACACAGAUGAAACAAUUAGAAGCCUAAUGUUGGUCCUACUCCAAGCUGGAUCAGAUACUUCAGCUGUAACACUAGAAUGGGCUUUUUCACACUUGCUUGACAAUCCAGAAAUUUUAAAGACAGCACAGACGGAAAUUGACAAUAAGGUUGGACAAGACCGCCUAAUUGAUGAAUCCGAUUUGGCUCAGCUUCCUUACAUCCGAUGCAUCAUCAAUGAGACAUUGCGGAUGCAUCCAGCAGCCCCUUUACUUGUGCCUCAUCUUUCAUCAGAAGAGUGCAAGGUUGCAGGCUAUCGAGUUCCGCGUGGAACAGUCCUAUUAGUGAAUGCAUGGGGGAUACAUCAUGACCCUAAGGUAUGGAAGGAGCCACAAAAGUUCAAUCCUGAUAGAUUUUUAGGAUUUGAAGGUGUCAAAGAGGGCUGCAAGUUUAUUCCAUUUGGAUCAGGAAGGAGGGGUUGCCCUGGGGAGAACCUAGCAAUUCAUGUCAUUGGAUUGGCACUAGGCUCACUUCUUCAAUGCUUUGAGUGGGAUAAACCCAAUAGGGAGAUCAUCGAUAUGAGUGAAGGCACUGGAUUCACACUUUCACCAAAGGUUCAGCCGCUAUUGGCAAAAUGUUCUCCACGACCACACAUGGUUAAACUUCUUUCUGAAAUCUGAUCCUAAACAAGAUUCUAAUAAUGUAUGCCAUUACUUCCACAUGAAUAACUUAGAAAGUUUAAGAUCCAAUUUUCUUAUUCUGUCACUCAGCGAUGAAACCUUAUAAUAUUAAGUACAAAAAACAAAGAGGAAUCGUGAGGGAAGAAGAGCAAAUCAUUUUUUGAAGCAAGAAUAUAGCAAAGCAUAAGGAAUACCUUAUAGCAUAAGUUCCAUAAUGGUGACUAUAGUACUGCAGAUGAUUCAGUUGUUAACAGAACAUAUUGAUUCUUGGAGCUAACAUUAUAACCCGAUCUUUCAUCAAACAGAUAGUAUGCAUGUUUAAACUCACAACUCGUAUCAGAUUAUCAAUAAUAGCAAAGCUUCUCUAA
Molecule: messenger RNA, 1910 nt
Organism: Solanum lycopersicum (tomato)
Lineage: Eukaryota; Viridiplantae; Streptophyta; Magnoliopsida; Solanales; Solanaceae
Product: cytochrome P450 81Q32
Molecular function (GO): heme binding; monooxygenase activity; iron ion binding
Source: RefSeq, a predicted model, not a curated record